Messenger RNA from Diachasmimorpha longicaudata, 2731 nucleotides. RefSeq lists its product as uncharacterized. NCBI's taxonomy places the organism in Eukaryota, Metazoa, Arthropoda, Insecta, Hymenoptera, Braconidae. The transcript has 8 exons. The record is from RefSeq and is a predicted model, not a curated record. Bases 38 to 1660 code for a protein of 540 amino acids.
UGUCAACUGCUAGGGUUUUGUACGGUUUAUUUUUGCGAUGAGUUUAACUCAAUUUUAUACUAUUUACUUAUUUAUUAUACAGGGAACAUGGGAAAUCACGUGUUCAGCAGAUUUCAAUACACUAGAGUUAGAUCAUUUAUCGGAAAAACUUCAUCCCGCAGAGUGCAUGAAACUUUUAGAGGCAAUGUACUCGCAAACACCCUCCAGCUCACUGACAAAUGAGAAAGAAAGUUCAGAAUUCCAGAAUAGUUCGCAGUAUUGUAGAAUUAAAUUAGGCGAGUGGAAUCGAACCUUUCCAGGGAAAGUGAAUAAACUCGCCCGAAUUAAUCUAGAAGCAGGUCUCCGCACCCUGGGUCGUCCUGACCUCGCAAAUUACGUCAAACGUAGUAGACGACUAGUGGAUAUUCUGAACAAUGUAAUUAACGCUCAAGCUUCUAACGAAAAAUCGAAGUAUCUCCACCGAAGAGAGUCCUUAACGAACUCUGUCAAAAUGAAGGGUAGGAAGAACAAGAGCUUCAUUCCACCCGGUGCAGCUCAUACAGCUGUGAAAACGCAUUUAUCCGCUUCACCUGUUUCUAAAAUUGAACACCAUAACCAGGAGAUGAAGAAGCACUUUAUCGCACAAGCCAAUAAAAAACAAGAGCCCAAAGAAGUUCGUCUUCAGGAUUUUGGGAUGAGAUCUGAAGCUGUGGCAAGGGCUCCAGGAUCUCAAACGCAAGCAGAUCAUCAUCAUCCAUUGGACGAGCCCUCUCCAACCAGAUGGAUAGCCUUUGGAAUUUUCAUCCUCUUGAUUGUAAUAACCAUUUUAAUCACAGCAGUGAUAGCAAUUUACAAAAAUCGCGGACACUUUCCGUGGGAGUCCGGAAAGGGAAAGAAAACCUGCGACGAUCGUUGUCCUUUGACUGAUCAUUUCCAAAAGGUAUCAGAAGUCGAGCACGGCUGGACAACGAGCAGCACUGAUUACAUGGGGACGCGGUGGCGUAGGGGCUCAUCAAUGGCAUCCUCUCGCUCUCCCUCGUUGAUUUGCGUGAAGGAGAGCAAGAAACGAGCGCGCAGAAUAAAGCGACAGCGAGAUAAACAGCAGCAGACAACGCGAUUAGAGAAGAAACGCAAACGUAAGGAAGUUAAAGGGAAAAAGAAGAAGAGGGUGAGCAAGGAGACUGGGAAAAAUGAACUUAGCCUUCGGGAGAAGAUUGUCAAUAUUUUGAGGAAGGAUAAACCGGACUGCAAGUGCUGUAAAUGUUCAUUCGGUGAAGAUGACGGAGGAAAUCAUCAAGUGUGUAAUGACGACCAUUGUAAAGAGCGAAGGAUUGUAAAUCUAACCGAUCUCUACUCAACCACUCGUGCGAAAACCCCGAAAAAACAGAAGAAAUCCAGGAAAUCCAAAGAGCGAAAGAAAUCAAAAGAUCGCAAAGACUCGAAAGAUCGUAGAAUAAGUUCUCCAGAAAGCUCUCCCCGGGAGCGAAAAGACUCUCGUUUCAGAGAUACAUUAGCCAGGAUGAGAGAGAGAUCUCCCAGGUGGUCUCUUGAUCAUCAUGACCCCGUUGAGCCUUGCACAAAGCUCACCUGCGACGCCAGGAGGUCCCCCCGUGACAGAAAUUCAGUGGACUUCGAUGACACAUAUCAGAGUGAUCACCAGAACCAGAAGUCAAGGAAGUAAAUGAGUCCAGUGCUUGCAGUCCACAACAAUUUCUGACUGAGCAAACAUCUUCGCUAUAUAAGUUACGAUGUGAGAAAACUAGAGCCAGUAGUGACAGAAUGAUGAAACCCGCCGCUCUGACAUUUGGUAUCCUCCUCACGAUAACCUUUGGUGUAGUCCAAGGGGUGGAUCUGCCAUGGGUGACUUUAGAAUUCGCAUUUGGGAUCGAGGAGGGAAAAUUACCUGCGCAGGUGGUUCAAGGAGUCAAUGCAACGACUUUCGUCCAAGACUACCUAAUGCUCGUUACAAAGGCUUUCAUGCGGAACAUUGAGUCGUACGCCAGUCAGGUUUACAUUGGCACAGUCCCCAUACAAGAAGAAUCAAAUCGUCUAACGCAAAAAAUCACUAGCAGUCCAUCGGACGACGUCGAAGAGAAUCUGAAUAACAUCAAUAAAAUGUUCGAUGAUUUUAUUAAAAUAAUGUCAACAAAUAUUACCAGGGAUAUCGAUUCCUAUUUGCCUGGUUUGCCUCCGAAAAUCGAAGAAACUGAAGCUGAUAUGAGCCCCAAGACAGCAAUCGAAAUUAUAACCAACUAUCCAAUACUACAAGAACGAAAUUUCGCUCGGAUCCGUCAAUUCAUGGACAAUAUUUAUAUGACUGGCUGGGCCCACGCUAGACAUUUUCAUAUCUGGGAUCAGGAGAGUAUGAGAAAUAUGUACGGUAGAAUGUUGAAACCACAUUUCCUGGCGAAAAGCGACGAGAUAAAAGCAAAUGCAAAAAUGAUCGAGGGGAGAGUUUCUCCAGGCGUUUGGACCGAUUUCAUGACACUCAGUGAAGCCCUGAAAUCAAUCAACACCCGUUGAUUAAACCAAAUAUAAUUAUUGUCUAGUUUCUCACCUCAACUUGACUCCUUGUGAUAGUAGAUAUCGUAUUAUAAAAUAUUCUAGUUUUUAAGAAAAAUAAAUCCUGAGAAAAAAUUGAUCUGUUUUUAUCAGAGGUCCACUUCUUAUACCGUUAAAAAGACAAAAAAAUUCUAGUAGCAUUGCUACUUAAUUUGGUUCCGAAUAAAUUAUGUACCGAAGCAGAAAAGAA